Bursaphelenchus xylophilus (pine wood nematode) is the source of this 1185-nucleotide messenger RNA. The record is from the annotation of a GenBank genome assembly. NCBI's taxonomy places the organism in Eukaryota, Metazoa, Nematoda, Chromadorea, Rhabditida, Aphelenchoididae.
AUGCUUCUCAUUCCACUCUUACUGUUCAUAAUAACUGCAAAUUCAGAAGAUUUGGAUGAUUGUCCGACACCGGGUGGGUACAGAGGGAUUCAAGAGUUAAUUAUUUUAAUUAGUUUCAAAGUCUUGGACCCGAAACUUCUGAUAAGACGGGUUUUUGAUAAGCUAUAGUUGGAUCAUGUGUAAGAAAUACCGAGACAUUAAGACGUAAUUAAACAUAAGUUGUUUUUUUCAGCCUCAAAUCUGAGGGACAAAUGCAUUUAUUACAAUGCGGACUCGGUGUUUGCCAAAAAUAAAUGUUUUAUCAUCGACCAGCUGUACAGUACAAAUCCAAAUGUUUCUCGGUGUAACCAUUUGCAUGGAUUUAAUGGCAAGAUGGCGAACAAUGAUGCAGAAGUUUUGAAGUACCUUGAACUCCGAAAUUACAUUAAAGUACGUUUUAAUAUCUUUUCCAGCGUUUUAUUUACAUAUUUAGUCUGGAGAAACGCUGAUAACUAGGGAAACGAAAGGAGAGUCCUACACUACCGAGGCAAGGGUUCUAUGCGAGUACAGUAAGAACAUUAAAAGGGUAAAUGAAUUAUAUUGUAGGCGAUAUAUUCUCAUGUGAAGAUGGCUACAGACUGCAUGGAAUCCAUUGUUACAAAGUUAUUAGAAAGGAAACAUAUUGGGCAGAAGCACUAAGGACAUGUCAACAACAAGGCACCACUCUAGCAGUGCCUCACAAUGACAAAGACAGUCAGUUCAUUGCAUGUGAGUUGUCAAUGAUAAAAACCAAUUCUCACAUUAAGCCGUGGUAUCCAAAGAAAAUAUCUUAAAUGACAAUGACAACUCUUUCUUCUGGGUUGGCAUGUUCGUCAAGGAGCACAAGCAUCUCAAGUUCGUAGAUCAAACGACCCCUAAUUAUUUCCGCUGGCUUCCAAUUGGGCACAGUAAGACCUGUUUACAAUACCGGACUUUGUAGAGAGGCUCUUGACAAAAGCCUAUAACACUCCAAAUACUGUUAUCGCAGUUGGCUCAAGUGCAUCGAAUAAGGGGAACGUCGGCCAAUUUGGCUAUUACCAAGUAAUAAAUGGCAAUUUUCAUCGGUAUGUCAUCUUUUUUCCAUAUGAUCUUUUAAGAUUACCAUUCCUUUGUCAGAAGCUCGCCAAUGGAGAGUACGGACCAAUUUACUAUCCAAAAAGGGACUAA